UAAACAUCAUGGUGUGAAAAUAGGCAGCAAGGUGCUCGCUCGUCGCUUCUGAAGACAAUUUGAAUAAUACAACUUGUUACAAGUGCUGUACUCUCUGUCAGAAGCUCAGUAAACAUGGCGUCAGAGAUAUGGAAGAGAAAGCCUCAAUACAUGAUGGUGAGAGAAGGAUCGAGCGAUGAUCUGCACGCGACAUGGGCUGGGCCAAUCAACACUAAACUGUACGGUGACGGGUUGCAAAACCUGUGUCGAAAUACAUCGAACAAUAUCAGGAGGAUUAAAUCGUCAAUGAUGAGAUUGGACCCAUGUCUAGAGUACGGAACUGAACAUUGGCACACAGACAGCAGACCGGCUUCAGCUCAGGUAUAUCAAGUCACAGCACCUGACAGGGAGAAGGUGUCCUGGCACGAUCCAGGUGUGAUGUUUGCUUCAUUUGGUUCUAUGCAGUCACUUGCUUCCCAGUCAACAAACAGCCUGGCCAGCGAGAAUAUCACUUCCACAGCUCAACAUAAUUUCUGCUACCUGUGUUCCACUUUGGAGGAACAUCAAAGACAUCUCCUUCAUUCUAGACCAGCAAAAAGAUCCUUGAAGCCUCGAAAGCCACGUAUCAACUAUGUUGCACCCCCGCCUAGAGUCAAGGUGAAGGUUGAAGAGCCAACAGCACCAGCAGAGAUCUUAUACCGCAUCGUCGUGGUGACCAGCGCAAAGGCAAACGCAGGAACAAGUGCAAAUCUCCUUAUAGGCAGCUUGGGUACAUAUAAGUUUACAUGGAAGAGACGAUACAGCUGCACACAGUUGAAGAAAGGUCGAGGGUCUUCAAUGUUUUGUUUUAUGAGGGGCACUACGGAGACAUUCUUCUACAAAGGUCCCUAUAAUCUGACAUUACUUGUUUUGUGUGUCCAGCAUGAUGGCCUGGAGAAAAAGCAUGCAUGGUACCUGGAGUACAUAGUGGUCACCAACAUGCUGACUGACCAGUCCUGGAUGUUUGUGUGCAACAACUGGCUGUCCCUGCACCAUGCCGACUUCCGAAUCAAGAGAGACAUUGAGGCCUCACUAAAGGAGAAGGUUGAGCGAGAACUGGAGAUAACUGUGAUAACUGGACACAAGAAGAUGGCAGGAACGGAUGCCAAGGUUUACUUGACGCUAUUUGGCAAGUCUGGCAUGAGUCCCAAGUUGCAUCUCCCUGAUGACAAGAACAAGAAACGCUUUGAGAGGAACAGUGAAGACCAUUUCAAGUUCAGGAUCAAAGAUAUUGGAGAAAUUAAACGAAUCAGAAUUGAGCACGAUGGGUCUGGCCUGGCAGCGGGAUGGAACCUACAGAAGGUAACAUUACUGGUGCAGUUUAAUACUAAUGUCCUUUGUAUCGAGAGUUGGGAUGAUUAG
Messenger RNA from Haliotis rubra (blacklip abalone), 1380 nucleotides. RefSeq names its product lipoxygenase homology domain-containing protein 1-like. The record is from RefSeq and is a predicted model, not a curated record. The transcript is spliced from 9 exons. Gene Ontology annotation, molecular function: protein binding. The coding region runs from base 115 to 1380 and encodes 421 amino acids. Lineage: Eukaryota; Metazoa; Mollusca; Gastropoda; Lepetellida; Haliotidae.